AACAACUGAGGAUCGUUCGUUCGUGUUAAGCGCGAGCGAUAAAGAUAGAAUAUUACGAGAAUGUGUAGGAGCUUCGGUAAAUAAGCGAGCGCAAGAGAGGGGGUUGAAUAGAAAAGAGAGAGAGAAUAGAGAGAAUUCUGUAGUCCGUAAACGCGGUGCUCGUGUUCAGUCGUCUUCAGUCCAACUUGGAUACGCUCUUCGGCUCGUCCUCAGCAGCCAGUUUUCAUAAGCGUAUUCGCGAAAUACUUUUUCCACUUCGCCGUGAGUUACCAAAGGUGAAUGCACCUGUACAAGCAGCUUCCAACGAGUAUCUAUUCCGACUAACGAGUUCAUUAACGAAACCGGUCUAAUUUAUUUGAAAUUCUAUCGGAAGGAAAAUCUUCUCCUUCUGUCUGAGCAAUCGUCUCAACUCGUGUGCGCGUCGAAAUUAGUAGAAAGAUUCGUAUUGGAUGUGAUAAAACGGAAAUAUCGUAUCUAACCGCGAACAUUGCUAUUCCGCUUUUGCGUGCUGAGAAUGUUUCUUAUUGCACCAGUGGACAAUAAUCGCUGGGCCUAUACGAUGCACGGAUUGGAGAAGCCUAUGGAUCACGUGUCUGCUGGUGGCCUAAUGGCAGGUUCCGUGGCUACCUUGGCGAUCCUAUGGGUCUCUCUACAAACCAUGGGAUUCCUUGGAAAUACGCAUACGAUCGGUGCCUAUAAAUUGCCAAUUUCCUUGCAGAACUAUCUUGCCAGUUAUACAGGUAUCCUUUCAGGUUUGCCGAUGACAAACUACCCUUACGAGGGCGGCGUCGUAGACACGGGUCGUACCCAUAAUCGGCGUUACCCUCACAUUGACGAAGCGGUCUUGAACAACUCGAUCAGUUUCGCGCAAAGCUUGGUCGAUCGUAUGAGCACCCUCGAAAGGAAUAUCGCGAAUGCUGGCGUCGAAUUGAUGGCUCACACGCCGGCUGGAAAACAAUUCCUUGAUUCAUAUCCUUCCGAGGAUGCUUUCGAGAGAGGCCUCGACGCCAUAGUGGCGAUGAAAGCUUCGUCCUAUCUCCUUCAUCAGAGCUGUCACAGAUUCGGCUUGGACAAAGACGAUUGCGCUCGUUUCAUAUCAACCUUGUCGCUGGAGGGGACUCCGUUGAACUCAGCCUGUCCAUCAUCGCGACACAAGGGUUGCAAUUCUCUGGCCAAGUACCGAAACAUCGACGGCAGUUGCAAUAAUGUCCAAAAUCCAAGCUGGGGUAGUGCGAUGACCGCGUACACCAGAAUUCUCUUCCCCCAGUAUUUCGACGGAAUCCAAGAACCGAGGCGUAUGGGGCACACGAGAAAGCCGCUACCCGGUGCGAGAAGCAUAAGCGUGGCCGUGUCGACACCCAACGAUCAAUCGGACGUCAGCAGAACUUUGACGGUGAUGCAGUGGGGUCAGUUCGUUGCAAACGACAUUUCUUACACCCCGAUGCGCAAAAUGGUGUCGACAGGAAAGCCGAUCUCGUGCUGUCGAUCAGACGGAAACACCUUAUCUCCCAGAUACGUACACCCUGAUUGUUCUGUAAUUAUGGUACCUGAUCGAGAUCCUAUUUACGGGCAGCAUUACGUACGAUGCAUGAAUUACGUGCGAUCGUUGCCGGUUCUUAAAGCGGAAUGUACAUUUGGACCCGCGGAACAGAUGAAUCAAGCGAGCCACUUUUUGGAUGGUUCAGCGAUCUAUGGUUCUACAUUGAAAAAAUCUCGUCAAUUGCGCGAGUUCGAAGGAGGUCGUUUACGAGUUCACAAGGAGAAUAAUCACGAAUUCUUGCCAAUUGGAGAGGACGAAAUCUCGUCCGCAUGUGCGAAGAACUGUUACAAUUCUGGUGAUUAUCGUGUAAACACGCAUCCACAACUCGCUGUGAUACAUACAAUCUGGCAUCGCGAACACAACAGAAUAGCCGACAAACUUGCCGAGCUGAAUCCUAACUGGUCAGACGAGACACUGUUUCAAGAAGCCAGGCGUAUAGUUAUCGCUGAAAUUCAGCAUAUCACGUACAAAGAGUGGCUACCUAUAUUGCUGGGCAAGAGGUAUACCCGCGCCGUUGGACUCACAGUUGGAAAUAGCUACAGUCGUAACUAUAAUUCCGAGGAUGAUCCAGCGAUAAGUAACGAGGUCGCGACAGCAGCUCUGCGCUUCUUGACUUCUUUGAUGCAAGGGAAAAUAAGUUUGACAGACAAUAAACGCCAGAUCAACAAAACAGUUUCUUUGUCGGAAUACUUCUUCAAACCGAUUAUAAUCGAGUCUGACGAAGUGUUCGACGGUUUAUUACGCGGAAUGGCUACUCAGACAAGCCAGAAAAUGGAUGUCAGCAUAAUCGAAGACGUGACGAGCAAAUUAUUCGCGGCAAGUCAAGAUAGCUUAGGCUUGGAUGCCAUCAGCUUGGACAUUCAACGUGGCCGUGAUCAUGGAUUACCCGGUUACAAUCAUUACAGAAAAUAUUGUGGUCUUCCAGCUGCAAAGAGCUUCGACGAUUUCUUAGAUUACAUUCCAAUGGAGAUGAUGAAGAAAUUGCGCACACUUUACGCUCAUCCUGAUGACGUAGACCUUAUUAUCGGAGGUAUGGCCGAGAGACCAGUUGAUGAUGGCCUAUUAGGCCCCACAUUCCGCUGUUUAAUAUUUGAACAGUUUUCAAGAACUCGUCGCACAGACAGAUAUUUCUAUGAUUCUGCGUAUCAACCGCAUCCCUUCACACCUGAGCAAUUGGCACAAAUAAGGAAUGUAACGUUAGCAAGAAUAUUUUGCGACAAUGGUAACAAUAUUACCCAAAUGCAACCAAAUAUAUUCCUCCGGCCACAAGCAGAAAACGAGUUGAGGUCCUGUACAAUGUUCGAAGCUAUUCCCAGCGUGGAUUUAUUCGCUUGGGCAGAAAGGGCCAAGGCCUAUCGUUGAACUUCCCCUUUAAUUGGCUGGUCACAUUGCCGCAUCGGUUUGCCCGGGUCGCAGGACGGGCACGAUAUUAGAGAUAACGAGACGAUGAUAGAUUUUGGCAUAAAAAUCUUGCCAAACUUUGACACGUAAUCUUAUGAACGCGAAGGAAACGAAGGAUGAAUAUUUUUUUUUUAUCGAAGAACCGCGUGCGAUCGAAUGACCAACACAACGGGCACGAUGAAGGGAAAUAAGACAAUUUGGUAGUAUAUAUAUACAUAUGUAUGUAUGCUACUCGAAAAUCAAUUAAAUA
Molecule: messenger RNA, 3191 nt
Organism: Apis laboriosa (Himalayan honeybee)
Lineage: Eukaryota; Metazoa; Arthropoda; Insecta; Hymenoptera; Apidae
Product: peroxidase-like
Exons: 12
Coding region: 515-2902 (795 amino acids)
Biological process (GO): response to oxidative stress
Molecular function (GO): heme binding; peroxidase activity
Source: RefSeq, a predicted model, not a curated record